AUGACGAAUACGAAAAAUACGCAACAGUCGCAGGGGGACGCUUCAUCUUCUUCCCGGAACGACGAAUGGAGAAAGGUUCACUUGGAAAACGAGGAACUGAAGCGUAAAAUCGAACAACUGGAGUCCGUUGUACACGCGAAAAGUUUCGAUAUCGCGCAUAUCAAAGCGAUUGUGGAACCGUUUAGUGGCGAAGGAACAGUACGUGUUGAAACGUGGAUCGAGAAGCUGGAGGAGGCUUUUCGUGUGCUGAAAUUGAACAAAUCACAGCAACUAGUUGCUGUAUGUGCUUUGUUGAUCGAAACUGCAGCCGCUUUUCGUAGCACCGUUAAGUUCAAAGAUUACGACGAUUGUAAAGCGAAAUUGCUGGAAGAAUUUCAAGCUUACAAACAGUGCAGCGACGAAGGCAUAGUAAAGGAGCUUCGGAAUCACAAGUUGGUGGGCCAAAACGUAUUGAAGUAUGUGUUGGAGAUGAUUGCCAUUGCCAAAGGGCACAAUAUCGCCGAAGUUGAUUUGGUUGACAUUAUAAUUGAUGGUUUGGGAGAUACUUCGCACGUCGUAGUAAUGCUGUACGGAGCGAAAACUAUCGCCGAACUGAAGAGUCUUCUGCCUAGAUACAAAAAACGACGCUUCAUUUCUGCAAUGGGUCAACCAUCUACAACCCAAUCGAUAACGUACAGAUAA
This is a messenger RNA of Anopheles marshallii, 681 nucleotides long. RefSeq lists its product as uncharacterized. The transcript has a single exon. The coding region runs from base 1 to 681 and encodes 226 amino acids. Lineage: Eukaryota; Metazoa; Arthropoda; Insecta; Diptera; Culicidae. The record is from RefSeq and is a predicted model, not a curated record.